Physella acuta is the source of this 2105-nucleotide messenger RNA. RefSeq names its product GTP-binding protein Rheb homolog. Gene Ontology annotation, biological process: signal transduction. Gene Ontology annotation, cellular component: membrane. The record is from RefSeq and is a predicted model, not a curated record. Gene Ontology annotation, molecular function: GTPase activity; GTP binding. NCBI's taxonomy places the organism in Eukaryota, Metazoa, Mollusca, Gastropoda, Physidae.
ACGAGAGUUAUGUACCUUGUGCUACCAUGUUGUUUGUUGUGGGAAGUAGUUAAAGAUAACUCCGCUGAGAUUAUUGUUUCCUGAUUAUCCUGUGAAAACGGAUAUAACAUUAAAAUUUUAACAGAAAACAAACAAAUUGCACAGUUCAUCUGACAAUGCCACCAAAAGAAAGAAAGAUUGCAUUUAUGGGGUUCAGAUCAGUUGGUAAAUCCUCACUCAUUAUCCAAUAUGUGGAGAAUCAGUUUGUUGACUCGUAUGAUCCUACCAUAGAAAACACAUUUUCAAAAACAACCCGAGUCGGAGGCCAGGAUUAUGAGCUGCAUGUGAUCGACACAGCUGGGCAGGAUGAGUACUCUGUUAUACCCCAGUCAUAUUUUAUCAACAUCAAUGGCUACGUCUUGGUUUACUCUGUUAACUCACAAAAAAGCUUUGAAGUGGUGAAACAUGUUUACGACAAGAUCAUUGAUAUGAAAGGAAGAAUUACGGUCCCAAUAGUUUUAGUAGGAAAUAAGAAGGAUCUUCGUUUUGAAAGGGUUAUAUCAGAAGAGGAGGGUAGGCGCUUAGCUGAAUCCUGGAAGGUUCCAUUUCUUGAAGCAUCGGCUAAAGAAAAUUCAUCUGUGAAGGAUAUAUUUGACACCAUUUUAAACACAAUGAGACAGAAGGAGAACGGCGAGACACAGGAGAAAGGCUCCUGUGUUUUAUCCUAGUACCUGCGCUUAGAUCAUUCACUCUCUGUUCUCUUUAGUUGUCAAGAUUUUAUUUUUCCUCCAAAUUCAUUCUAAAACAUUGUUACCUUUUAACUUAUUACAUUAUUGCUUCAUCGUGUUGUCUUCAUAUGGUAAAGUGUACACUCAUUGGGGGUAUAGUAACAGAAAAUGGGUUCACGUACAUACGUUGUAUAGGGUACAGGUUCAUUUGGGUAUCCCUAGGGUGUAUAUGAGGUUCUCAUAUUGUAUAGAUUUUAAUCAAAUAUUUUGUUGUACUAGUCUGGAUGCUUGUUGCUUUUUCUUGAGGAAAUUUUUGUUGUUCUAUAUAAACUUGGCCAUAACUGUGAAGUAUAUGCGAUACCGACAUCCACCUAGUGUUGGGUGAAUGCUAAACAGGAGCAGAUGUUACACCCUUGGUUAGGUGUUCUCAGAUGAUUGAGAGGUGUGGUAUCCUCUACAAAAUAAGCAGGAAUCUUGACAGAUCCAUGCACUUCCCUUUUUCAUUAGAAAAUAAAGUUGAAGAUUGCAUACCAGAAUCUUAAAAUUCCUAUCCUGAACUUGAAACAACCAGGAAAAAAUUAUAUGAUGAUAUAGGAUAAAUAGUACCAGAUAUUUUGAUUUGUACAUAAUUUUAAUCAUAGGACUUACCGUUCACAAUGAAUGUAAGUAUAAAGUUUAUUAUAGAUCAGAACAAGAAGUGGAUGGGAAUGAUUGUUUUUUUUUAAUUUGGGUACUGGUGUGAUCCCUUUAUUCUAAAGGAUGCAAAAAUUAUCCCUUUUAAAAUAGCUGCACAAUGAGUAGCUUCCCAUAGUUUUUUUUAAACUGCUAGUUGUUGACUGUUUCACAUGGAUGAAUAUGACUGGUUGUGAGGACUGCAUUUUCAAAGUUACUUGUUAGAUAAUUUUAAAAGACUAAUGCAACAAGAAGGUGAUGGGUUAUGUCAUUUUAAAAAAAAUUGAUAGUUCUAUUUCCACUAUUUGAUCUUUAUAGACUUUGUAGAUAUUUUUAGAUGUGUCUUCGUCUAAAAUAUGAUAUCAAGUUAUGUAAGAUAUAUCUGAUUGUAAAUAUUUAGCACCCUCUGUGUACCAAUUGUUUGGUAAUAUUUAAAAAAUGCUUUACUUUUAAUAUGCCAUUGAUUCCCACAGAGCCAGCAGACUCACUGAGAUGUUAUUAUGUACAAGUAUCGUCAAAAGCUUUUUAUCUUUUAUAAAAAAUCUGCUUUCUACUUCCAGUAGAACUAUAAGCGUAGAUAGAAUUUCACCCAUGUAAUUCAUUGUUGAAUUAAUUGCUGACAGUAAAUCAUGAUACCAUUUUUGUUUUUGAGGUGAGAUCAAAAUACCUGUCCAGAAAAAUUGAAGAAAAUAAAAAGAGCAAAAUAAAUAAAGAUAUCACUAGAUA